Messenger RNA from Nanorana parkeri, 1763 nucleotides. Its product is annotated as beta/gamma crystallin domain-containing protein 3-like. The coding region runs from base 1 to 1659 and encodes 552 amino acids. The record is from RefSeq and is a predicted model, not a curated record. Gene Ontology annotation, biological process: lens development in camera-type eye; visual perception. The transcript is spliced from 15 exons. Lineage: Eukaryota; Metazoa; Chordata; Amphibia; Anura; Dicroglossidae. Gene Ontology annotation, molecular function: structural constituent of eye lens.
AUGCUAGUUACCAAAAUCACAGACCAAGGCUGGUUGACAUAUACUGAAUCUCAGUAUAACGGUACAGUGUCCGUGUUAGAGGAAGGCUGCGAUCUGCCGCAAAUCCAAGCAUGUGGUGUAAAAUCAAUGCGCCCUUUGAAAAUGGGCGGAUUAAAAGUGCAGCUACCAAAUGAUCCGAAGAUAAUUAUAUAUGAAAAGCCACAUUUUCAAGGGUGGUCAAGAGAGAUCACAGAGGAUGUCAGCAGCAUCGGGAAAUGGAUUAGUGACGGAGACAAUACUGAUCCCCUAGAUGUUGGAUCAAUUCAAGUUGUUGGUGGAAUAUGGGUUGGCUAUGAAAAAGAGCGAUACAAAGGCUAUCAGUAUCUCUUGGAAGAGGGCGAGUAUGAAGACUGGCAAGCUUGGGGUGGAUACAGUAGCACAGUGCAGUCCAUUCGGUAUCUGCAGGCAAAUUUUUUGGAAGCAUCUGUCACCUUGUUGGAAUCAGAUUCAGAGGAUGGAAAACAUGUGGAUCUCUUCAAUCAGGCGAUUCCCGAUCUGAAACUAGCCGGAUAUAACACCAGACCACAAUGUAUCCAUGUGAAAAAAGGAAUGUGGGUGGCAUAUCAGCAGAAACAUUACUGCGGUGAGCAGUAUAUACUGGAAAAAGGACGAUAUAAGAGUCAUAUGGACUGGGGAGGAAGCAGCAAUACAAUCAUGUCCAUCCGACCAGUUCUGCUGGAGCCGCUUGGACGGAACGAAGUGAAACACUUGAUAAAAGCAUACGAAAAUACAAAUUUCCAAGGGGAGAGUAUGGACUUCACACAACAAGUGUCAGACUUCAUUUCCUUCAUGCCCAAGUCUUUCAAGGUCUUAAGGGGAUGCUGGCUGUUGUGCUACCAAGCUAAUGCAUGUGACAAUGUGUGCGUGUUAGAAGAGGGGCAUUUCCCUGACUUGGCUUCUUGUGGAUGUCCUGCACCUGAGAUCAAAUACAUCCAGCCAAUAGAUUAUGUCUUUGCUGAGCCCUCUAUCAGUUUAUUUGCUCUGGAUUCCUGUGAGGGAAGAGAGUUGCAUUUUGAAGAGUCUGUCACCUCCGUCCUGAGUGAAGAGGUCCAUUUCUACACCCAGUCCGUGUGGGUACGAAGAGGCCUGUGGAUUGCGUUUGAAGGCGCUAGUUUCCUAGGAAGACAAAUGUUACUGGAUGCCCAACAAAUUCUUAACUGGUCAAAGUUUAGUGGCUGGAAAUUGAUCGGGUCCCUUCGGCCCCUAAAACAGCCUGCUGUGUACUUUAUGGUAAGGAACAGACACAGAGACAAGUACCUGACUGUCAGUGGGAAAUUGUCAGAUUCAAGAGCUACAUUUGUUAGCGUUUCAUCCAGGAACGGACAGAGCUCUCAGAUAUGGUACUUCAGUCGAGGUUUCCUGAAAUCUAAGGCAAAUGAUUCAUGUUUAGAUGUUAUCGGAGGCAAAAACAUCCCUGGAUCAAAAGUGUCACUUUGGGCAGAACAUGGCAAAUUUCGACAAAAAUGGAAGAUCAACCAGGAUGGGAUAAUCUCCUCUUAUAUAAGUGAUGACCUUGUCCUAGAUGUUAAAGGUGGGAAAUACUACGAUCAGAACUACCUGAUAGUAAGCAGAGCCCAGGAAAGUGCCCUGACACAGAAGUGGGACAUUGAAAUACUGUGAAUACAGGCCAAGCGCAGAUCAAAGCUAUUAAUGACAUGGUCUCCGAGGCGUAUAAAACAAAUCCUCCCAACUACUGAAGUCGCACGUCACUGAAUCGCUGCUCU